This is a messenger RNA of Chaetomium fimeti, 2123 nucleotides long. RefSeq lists its product as uncharacterized. Lineage: Eukaryota; Fungi; Ascomycota; Sordariomycetes; Sordariales; Chaetomiaceae. The record is from RefSeq and is a predicted model, not a curated record. The coding region runs from base 1 to 1881 and encodes 626 amino acids. The transcript has 6 exons.
AUGGAGCAGCUAGCCCAGACUGACCGGCUUGCAAACUACGAGAUCCCAGGAGGCGGGCAUGGAGGGCCGAACACGCCUGCCAUUACAGACGGACCGGUACUUAAACGCGGGGCCAGACUUGUUCCGGUGCCUGGGGAAAACAAAGGGAACAGUGAUGGUCCAGGCUUCGAGUAUGCCGAACACUGUUACAUGGGAGACGCCAUUGCCCUGACUCUUUCCGACGGGCGCACUGUGACAGCCAGAGACCACCCCUUCACCCUGGAAAAUGAGCUGAGCGUUACCUACGGCCAAAUUAACGCUCUCGCGGGUGAUUUCUACGGCACCUCCGACCCCAUUAGCGAUGGUUCUGACGACAACAGUCAACGCGACCGCUUUACCAGGGCCUACAUGGCUCUCGCUGGAAAAGAUUCACGACAGCCCAAAGAGGCGGUUGAAAUUCUCCGUAUCCUGCAGGAAGAGGUUGACGCCGUCAAUGAUGCCCUUGCUAAGCAUCAAGAUCCGUCGGUGGCUUACAAUAGCCUCCCCGAUGAGACCGGGACUUUCGACCGUCUCACUAGUUCCCGCUCCGAAACACCCAAAUAUACCGACCUUGCCAGGAUAAACUGGGAUCACUUUGGCGCAGAUGCCCGGACUGCGUAUAACGCGGGCCACUCGGCAGCCAUCGACGUGGCUGUCCGCGGGGAACUUGAAACGGCUUACACUAUGAAUGCUUUCGCCGACCACUACUUGGAGGAUUCAUUCUCGGCAGGCCAUCUCCGCGUUCCACGUCGGUAUCUCCACUCGAGCGACUAUGUCUCGUUUGCUGAUUUGUGCACUAAGCUAAUGCACGACGAGGACAAUGCCAUCGGCCUCACCGUCAGGAACCCAGCGGGCGAGACCUGGACGGCCUACGGCGACAAGCGGGGCUUGGACCUGGCCAACGACGAGAACAGCAAGCGCUGCUCGAGAGCCCUGCAGGUAUCCGUCGAUGAGAUCUACAACGCGUGGAAGACCAAGACGACGCCUAGCAAGGCCAGCUACGGAGCGUGGACACACGCGCCGACGCUCGAGUCCGCUCUGGGACCGCAGACCCUGGCGCCGCUUUUUCAGGGCGAGAAACGGCGCGCUGUUAUUAAGAAUCGCCGUGCCUGGGCCUUCACCAGCAACUGGAGCUUCAUGGGCACAUUUAUCGAGUGCUACUGGUGGAGCGGCUGGUGGAAGUACCCAAUCACAAUGGACGGACCGCACCAUACUCAGCAUGGCAGCGACAUUGCCGCCACUGCCACUGACCCGACGAAGUGCAAGAUCUACUGCCAGGACACUAGCGGUGUGAUACGUGAGUACACUUUUGACGCGGAUUGGAAGGAGACAGAGACGACGAUUUUCAGCGCGAAGUUGGGCACCCCUUUGGCUGUCGUCGGCUGGGAUUCGGGCAACGAGGUCCGCGCCUACUGUGUCUCAAACGACGGAUACCUCGGCGAAUGGUGUUAUUCGUCUCGAGAAAGCAGCUGGUACGCCGGCUUCCUCACCGGCUCAAAGUUCGGCAUUGACGACUUCGGUGAUGGUACGCGUUCGAGUGCGGGGCUUGCCGCCGUGUCCUGGUCCGACGACACUGGGCGGCAUAUCCGAGUGUACGCUCGAGACCCGGACUCUGGUAAAAUCCAAGAAUACCGCAGCGGCAAUCCCUGGACAAAGGGGUCGACACUUCCAUCCACCGCGACACUGGGAAGCAGGAUUGCCGCGGCAUGCUGGCAGCAGGAUGACGGAAUCCAUAUCCGGGUGCACUACCAAACCUCUUCCGGAACUGUGGAGGAGCACUACUUGGACGGAAGCUGGUCUAUGCGCGAAAACAGCGUCGACGCGUUGCCAUACGACAGUUCGAUCGCCGCCGUCAGGUGGUAAGCCCAACAGUUUGGAAGGGAUUCUUCGGCCGUGGGAUGAGAGAAAGGGAACGAGCUGAGAUUCCAUUACCACCAGGGGGUCGAUCUCAGGAUUUACGAACAGCGCCGCUCGGGGGUAAGACGUGGGUUAGGGGCGACUUUGUUGGCUCUUAAGCUUGUGGGCAUGCUGUGUUUGGAUGACUGGGUGACUACCUAUGGCAGUUGAUUAUUUCUCUAGGUAGUGAAUGUGUUCGUUGGAAGCCC